AUGGCAGCGCCGAGCAUCGAAGCCGGCAGCGAGAUUGAGGAGGUCAACACAGAGCAUCUAGGCUUCCGCGCAUUGGCACAAGGCGCCGAAGGAGCGAAGAAACUCAAGAUCCUAAGCCCAUGGCCCACCGACCGCAUACCACCCGCAUCCGCAACCCUCCUCUCCAUCGCAUCCAAACCCGGUCUGCUCGCCGCGGCCGGUCCAGAUGAACUCAUCGUCACAACGACCGAGAAGAUACGCAAGUGUUUCAACAAAAAGGCUGGCGAGUGGGACGUCAUCGCCGACUUCGAAGCCGACGUUAGCAUCCCGCUGAACGAUCCGUUGCGCCAUGUCGUUUUCUCAACAGGGGGAGAGUUCUUGGUCAUAUCCGCUGAGGCCAAGGGCGCAUUGGCCGUCUUCGAUGCGCAGGAACUCGCGAAGGGGAACAAGCAGCCGGAGCGCCAGAUCCAGACCGAAGGUGUUGCUGUCCGCACGUUGGCGGCCAACCCUAAUGAGACCACGGGCCAUUACAUGGCAGUAGUGCUGGACACUGGCAAGCUGUGGCUCGUGGACAUUGAACGAGACAAGACAAACCAGCUUAAGGACUCCGGAACAGCCUGCGUGACCUGGAGCACCAAGGGCAGGGCUGUGGCAGCAGGCUUGCAAGACGGCACCGUCGAGAUAUACAUGAGCGACGGAACGCUCAAAGGCACCAUCCCCCGCCCUCCAGAGGUGGAUGACAACUAUGAGGUGACAGGUCUUACGUGGAUCAAAACCUCAGAGCUCCUCAUCAUUCACAGCCCGAAGGCGGCCGCACAGACCGACAUUCCGGACAGCAAGUACCAUCUGGUCGAGUGCAACAAAGCCUGGAGCGCCUUUGAUUUCCACUCGCUAUAUUACGACCCACUCCUAAUGGCGACUGACGUCCCAGACCGAGCACUCCCUCCCCGCAUAUCUGCUACACGGCUGCAAAACUGGGACCCAGACAUCGUCGAGAUGCUUAUCCUGACUACCUCGCACACGGAUGCCAUUGAGAUGUUCACUACCACUAGCAAACCUUUGGCAGGCGAGCAACAACAUACCGGGAAAUUGGCUCUCAUGACUUUUGAAGAUACGAGGAAGGCUGCUGUACCCCGCCUCGUGUUUGGUGAAGAUGGCGACAGUGUUCUCGUCGGAGAAGCGCUAGAUCUCUCUGCCACAGAGAAGAUCCUGCGGCCUGUUCCAACUCUGGAGGAGAUCAACGAGGCGCCGCAUCCCCUUCCCGCUUACAUGGUGCUCACACAUCAGGGUAUCCUCAUGGCUUGGUGGAUAGUUUGGGACAAGUCCAUUGAGCAGGGCACUUGCUACCCGGGUCUCGUCAGCGGUAGUGAACAGGCGUCCUCCACACCACAAGCUGCAAAGACGGCAGCGCCAGCAGACCCGACCUCGCAACCAAGUUCCGGCUUUGGGCAGCCUUCUACUCCAGCUGCAGCACCAUCGGCUUUCGCGAAGGCGCAAGCUACGUUUGCGAAUCCCGCGGUUUCCGUGCCUCAAUUUGGUGCUACGGGCCUGGGGUCUACUCCUCCAUUCAUUCCUAAGCCAGCACAACCUGCAUUCGGUGCUGCUCCAUUUGGUUCCACUGCUGCUGCAUCCAAGCCUGCCGCGCCAGCUUUCGGGUCACCCUCGGCCAUAGGCGCACCCAAAAAUACAGGGUUCGGAGCUGUAGGCUUUGGCAAACCAGCAUCUGUUUGGGGUGCAGCCGCACAGACAGCAUCCACUCCUCAAGCUGAGGCCAAUCCCUUCUCAGCUGCUGCCGGUGGCGCUACAGGCUUCGCAAAAUUUGGUAAGACUGCUGGAGCUUCGUCUUUCUCAAGCUUUGGUAGCAACACUGGCACUCAAUCCGGAUUUGGAUCAUUUGGGCAACAGCAGCAGAAGUCUGCAUUCCCUGGUCUGAAGACCGAGCCUAGCGGGUCUACGAUUACACUUGGCUCUGGCACUGGAUCAUCUCUCCCGUCAUGGGCUAAUACCCCAGCCCAAGGUGGCUCCGUCUUCGGGGGAGGCGGCUUCGGAACUCAGAGCAAGUCUUCAUUCAAUACCUCGUCGUUCGAGUCAAAAUCCUCAGGUGCAAGUGGUGCGGACGAUCGAAAGCGGGACGAGGCCACACCAACACCACAACCCCCUCGAGGCCUGUUUGGAGAGUUCAAGCUUGGGUCAACCUUUCAAGGCGAUGGCACUGCGAAGGACGAUUUGCCGAAACCACCGGAUCGGCCGACGAGUUCACUGUUUGGAAACGACUUCUCGACUGCACUCGUUGACAAGAACUCACAGCCCCCGGCGACCCCAGCUAAGGAGGCAAGCAACAACACAGCGCAAGACUUCUCUACUACCCCAGCAUCGCCCCCGAGACAACAGAAGUCGCUGUUCCCGACUACCACACCAGCGAAAGAGAGCGCAACUCCCAAGGCACCGCCGCCAAUCGAUACUAGCUCCAAGACAGACGAUGCACCACUUCCUCCGGACUUCUUGGCAUCAAAGCCAUCGAAUUCUGCCGAUGAUGAUCUGCCUCCUCUUGCUGGAAGUCCUGGCGUGAAGGUAGAAGCGCCCACCUCAUCAGUCGAAGCAUCGCCAAUCGACGAUGAUGAUGACAGUGACUUCUCGGAAGAAGAUGAGAACGAGGAAGACGGAGACGAGGUUGAAGAAGUUGAAGAAGGUGAGGAGCAUCCUCCCUCGAAUGCUUCGCGUGGACCGCAGCCGCAGGCAGGAAAUUGGAGUUUUCAAGAGAGUGUCAGCCAGUCACCUCGUGUCUUUCCUCCGGCACCCACACCACCGGCUGCCAAAUCUGGCGCACCGUCUACUUCAGGCCAGAACGCAUCGUCAUCCCAACCUUCGCUGUUCGGCUCGUCGAAGCUUGCACAAGUCACGCCGAUGUGGGGACAGCAGGCACAAAAGCCUACUACUGCAGCAAAACCAUUCUUCCCACCGCCCGCCAACCGCGCUCAGGAGAGCCUCCGCUCACCAAGCCCGAUGCGAUCUGCAUCCACUUCGGCACUUCGGACAAGGAGAGAACCUAUUGCUGCCCCGGGCUCGUCGUUGAGUGCAUCCAUUCAACAAGCAAAACCACCCACACCACAGCCACAGGUUUCCGAUCUGGAAGAUGAAGAGGAUCAACGCAUGCGCGAGCAGCUGGCGCGAGAUAUUGAGCCAAGUCGCACUUUAGAUGAGUUUGUUGCUUACCAGAACUACACUGGCAGCAAGUCACCAAGCAAGACUGGCCAUGCUGCUCAGAUCGAGAUGAUGUACAAGGACAUCAACGGCAUGAUUGAUGCUCUCGGCUGGAACGCUCGAUCUGUCAAGUCUUUCACAGAAUACCACAAGCAGCCUCAGGCUGGUCACAAUGUCGAUCAACGCACAUUAGAAGAUGUCGAAGCGGAAGGCGAGGAAGGUUCUUGGUUCGACCAAUGGGCAUUGUGCGAGAUUGAUGCUCUGAAGUCGCUAGAAGACGAGCUGGACCAAGAACUGGACGCCGGUCGGGUACAAGAUGUGCUUGACAAGCUCAGGCAGUUGGCCCGCCUCCUGAACGAUAAGGCGAAGCUGACGACACGCCUCAACGAUGUCCGCCGUCAGAUCAUCAAUCGCAAAGACCCGGAGAAGACUGAAGCAUCGCGCAAGGCGCCUUUGUCGAAGGAAAUGGCAGAGAAGCAGAAGUCACUGCGCAACCAAUAUGCACAAAUCCUCAAGCUGGUAAGCCAAGCCGAAGAGGGGACCGUGUUCCUCAAGUCACGUCUCGCUUCGUAUUGUGCAGAGAAUGGCAAGACCAGCGACGUGCGUGUGCCGACUGUUGAUGCUGUUAAGAAGACCAUCAUCAAGAUGACUGCACUGGCCGAGAAGCGUAACUCUGACAUCACUCUCCUCGAGGCUCAACUGCGCAAGAUCGGCCUCUCGGAAUCUAGCCGCCCUUCGUCAUCCUCCUCGCGCAUUCUAGGCACGCCUCGACGAUCACGCGGUGCAAGCAUGCGUAGCAGCAUGGCUGAGUCUCCGUUCGCUACGCCUCCUACGAACCGUAGCAAGAUGAGCUUGAGCGAGCUCAAUCGCCGUGCCCUCACACCCGAUGUCGACAUAACGCCUACUGCGAAAAAGGGAGGCUAUGGUCUCGACUAUAGCACCGAACUCAGCAAAACGUCAGGAAACGAGCUCAUUCGCAUGGGCGAACUGGUCGAUGAGAACAUCGACAGCCUGAGGGCAACUGCAAGGCGGAGGACACAAGUCGCAGCAGGCUUGAAGAAAGCGCUACUUGAGCGCGGUGUCAAGAUUACGCAGGUGAAUUGA
Parastagonospora nodorum SN15 is the source of this 4284-nucleotide messenger RNA. RefSeq lists its product as hypothetical. Gene Ontology annotation, molecular function: structural constituent of nuclear pore; protein binding. The coding region runs from base 1 to 4284 and encodes 1427 amino acids. Gene Ontology annotation, cellular component: nuclear pore. The transcript is spliced from 2 exons. NCBI's taxonomy places the organism in Eukaryota, Fungi, Ascomycota, Dothideomycetes, Pleosporales, Phaeosphaeriaceae. Gene Ontology annotation, biological process: RNA export from nucleus; protein import into nucleus. The record is from RefSeq and is a predicted model, not a curated record.